AUGUCACAUGUGAUGUCAAAAAAUGAAACCAGUGUUUUGUCUUCAACAGGCGUCAUGCUGCUCUGGCCGAAUGUUCUCACCAGGAGCGUCUCCUCCAGCACGCAGACUGCAGACAGCGCCUCUCUAUCGGCAGGGCAGGAAGGAGAGCUCCCUCUUGUGGUGAAGCGCUCAACACAGAACUGCGACGGCACGUUUGACAGCUACUGCAUGAACUCCGGCCAGUGCAUGCUGCUGGUGGACAUCAACGAACACCACUGCAAGUGUGAGAGGGGCUUCUACGGCCCCAGGUGUAGCAACCUGGAGCUCGUCGUUCAGCCAAUGGGAGAAGAGCAGCUAAUAGUCACCAUUUUCUGUGUGGCUCUGCUGAUUAUAGGUCUGGCCGGGACUCUGUACUUCUGCUGCAAAUGGUAUAAGAAAAACAAAUUCCCAGACCAGCAGAAGCAGCAAGGUUACAAAGGAGUCCAGACGGCAUAG
Messenger RNA from Cyclopterus lumpus (lumpfish), 474 nucleotides. Its product is annotated as proepiregulin-like. Bases 1 to 474 code for a protein of 157 amino acids. NCBI's taxonomy places the organism in Eukaryota, Metazoa, Chordata, Actinopteri, Perciformes, Cyclopteridae. The transcript is spliced from 4 exons. Gene Ontology annotation, biological process: positive regulation of cell population proliferation; epidermal growth factor receptor signaling pathway; positive regulation of mitotic nuclear division. The record is from RefSeq and is a predicted model, not a curated record.